Molecule: messenger RNA, 261 nt
Organism: Oppiella nova
Lineage: Eukaryota; Metazoa; Arthropoda; Arachnida; Sarcoptiformes; Oppiidae
Source: the annotation of a GenBank genome assembly
AUGGUUGGCACUAGAUUUGCGUCCAUACACACCGGACAAUCAUACCUCCCGGUGCUCAUGACACCGUUCUGUUACGGACCCCACUUUCAAUUCACUAAUAUAUCGCAAGUUAUUACACAACGUCUAUACGAGGCAUCACUUUUGCAGCGCUGGUAUCUCACGAGAAAUACAUUUUAUAUGCAAAUCUUCAAAACUAUCGCCGAAAACAGUAUUUUUAUGGACAAACCUGUAACCGAUUUCUACGCUAUAACGGUCGACCCC